AUGUUGCGGUACGGAGUAUUAGCUAUCGCUCUGGUGGCGUGUGCCCACUCUGCCACGGUGCACGAUGCAAACAACUUCGUGGACACCGUCCUGACCGAGAAGUUGCCGCCGCUCGUCAGGUCGUCCCUCAACCUCUUCCCAGUCGUCCGAAUCCCGUUUUUUAAUUUCGACGUUGCCAAAAAUGCUCCCACGAACCGCAACCUCCACGCUAACCUUACGGAGGGAGCGAUUCGAAACCUCGACAUCGGCGUGAGGCGAAUGGGAGAAUGUCAAGUUCCAGCUGUCAAGGAGGGCAUCCCAACGAUAGCUUGCACCCUGGACCUCAAUGGCAUCAACACCACAUUCACUGCAUACACAAGAGGAGACAAUCUGCUCUCAUCCCUGAAGGAAAUCUGGGUCAACGUUCUCACUGUUGAUUCCGUCGCUCGGUUUGAGGCGACAGGCAAUCAGCGACGAGAGAGCCUGCUACGAACCUUCGAGGUGCCCCAUCUUCACUUCACCACCCUCUACAACAGCGACCUUCACCUCAACACCGACCGCCAGAGGCAAUUCAAGGCUCACAUCGAGGCGAAAGUCAAGCAGACGCUUCAAGAAGCCCUCUACGCCGACUACAAGCUUCAACUGACCAGAGCCGUUGCCGCAACGCCUUUCCCUAAUGUAUAAGCCGACUCCAUUGCUGUUCCCUAAAUGAGUGAAGUAAUAGGUCACUCGAACAGCAUGCGCAGGCCCUGCUUUAGGUACCUGGAACGCGUCUCCGAUUGAUGUGUUUACAACGUAUUAUAAAGCGCUCCCACGAUGUCCGCCUGA
Ixodes scapularis (black-legged tick) is the source of this 807-nucleotide messenger RNA. RefSeq lists its product as uncharacterized. The record is from RefSeq and is a predicted model, not a curated record. NCBI's taxonomy places the organism in Eukaryota, Metazoa, Arthropoda, Arachnida, Ixodida, Ixodidae. Bases 1 to 663 code for a protein of 220 amino acids. The transcript has 4 exons.